This is a messenger RNA of Epinephelus lanceolatus (giant grouper), 2886 nucleotides long. RefSeq names its product transforming growth factor, alpha (gene tgfa). Gene Ontology annotation, biological process: epidermal growth factor receptor signaling pathway; positive regulation of cell population proliferation; positive regulation of mitotic nuclear division. Gene Ontology annotation, molecular function: growth factor activity; epidermal growth factor receptor binding. The record is from RefSeq and is a predicted model, not a curated record. NCBI's taxonomy places the organism in Eukaryota, Metazoa, Chordata, Actinopteri, Perciformes, Serranidae.
UUAAACGCUCGGACAUCCUGCUGGAGACUCUCACGCUUUUGGCUCUAAACAAGAAGACAAAACUGUGUCCACAGUGACUUUUCUCCGACAGUGGCUCAGAUGUGUGUGGAUGACAUUAGAGGACAGGUCUGCGCUGUGAUAUCAGGAUUAAAUGUUGCCUGUGCUGAUGGUCGCUGCUGCUGCUGCUGCUGCUGUAGUAACACUAAUGACUAAUGUGGUGUCUUAACACACGGCCGCAUUUCACUGAAGCUGCCCGUCAACUUUCUUUAGUUUAGACCGCAAGUCGUCAUGAUGACUCGGAUUUUCUGGGAUACAAUUUUUCUCAUAAGCGGUACUUUUAGUAUGUCUGUGGUACUCAACGGUUCCCUCUUUACAUUUGGAGCAGGGCCGAGCAACUCCACGAUUAUUGAAGCCAGCAUUUCUAUCGAUACAAGCUCCACCGCUGCUUCCAGCACCUCAACCAGCAGCUCUGCAGCGACCAGCAGCAGGAGCACAACGGCCACAACUAUUGCAUCUGCUGCAACAACGAGCAUCCCAACAGUUAGAGGUUCCCUCUUUGCAUUUGUAGCUGAGCCAAGCAACCCGACAGUUACUGAAGCCAGUGUGUCCAUUGAUACAAACUCCAGCGCUGUUCCAAACACCUCAACAAGCAGCUCUGCAGCACCCAGCAGCAGCAGCAGGAGCACAACUACCACAACUACUGCAGCUGCUACAACAACCAGUGUCCCUCCAGUUAAAAAGUUCGUGGCAGCGGCUGUUCGGUCUCAUUUUGAUGACUGUCCGGACUCCCACCGCCAUUUCUGCUUCCAUGGCACAUGUCGCUUCCUGAUACUGGAGGAGACGCCUGCAUGUGUGUGUCAUCAAGGAUUUGUUGGGAUGAGGUGUGAGCAUGCAGACCUGCUGGCUGUAGUAGCGACUAAUCACAGACAACAGACAGUUGCCACAGUGCUGGUGUUGUGUGUGAUUGGCUGUGUUCUCAUCAUGGUGUUGUGUACACUUUUACAUUGCUGGUGGAGGCAGGACUGUCGCAGGCGGAGCCAUGCACAUCACUACGUCCCAGAGAAGCACGGAUCAUCCUGCCAUCCUUCUGAGAGUGUGGUUUGAGAAGACAUCAUGCUGAAACACAAGCUGUUUGCAUCAUGGCGUGUUUAGUUUUCCUUAUCUGUCUGGCCCACAAAUCCUCAGGAUUUCAUCCAAAGUGGUAUUCACAUGUUCUGAUCCAGCCCAGAGGUGAAGAAGCAUCAUCACCAACCUGGCUGAGGUAGGCCUGCUUGAUGUGGACGGUUAAAUGUUCCAGGACACUUUUUUCCCACUGACUGGGACUUCUGCAGCCGAGGAACAUGUUUACUUGACUCUUUGACUUAAUGGAGAUACACGCAGAACAGUCUGUUUGAAGCUCUGAGGAUGAAGCUGCUGCCAAAUCCUACAUGCGAAGAGCUCCGCUUGUGUCCUGGUUACUGUUUAUGGCUGGCCCUAGAGGACGCGAGAGACGAUCUACGAGGCCAUUAAUCAUCCUGAGUGGAUGUCAGAAAGGAAAGGUGUUUAUUUUGGGCUGCGGGACAACAAUAAUUCAUUUAAGUCAGAAGACCCCAAUUCUUAUUUUUGUCUUUUAAUAACUUUGAGCACUUUUCAUCAGAACUCUUUGAGCACAGAGGACAUUUUUAGGAAAUGACGGUGGGGGAAAACUGAUGCUUUAAACAAGUUUUAGUGUCUGUUUUUAAAGAAGGAACUCACUUCACCUGACAGGAGUAGGAAUUGUUGAACAGACUGACUGCUAAUGGAUUAAAAACCCCUGGACUCCAACCAAUAAUUAUACACGCAGAACUUAAAAUGGUUCAAUAUGAUUUUGAUGAUUUAAUGACUGACAGUGUUGCCACUGAAGCUGAAAUAUUUGUCAGUUUUAUUUUUAUUCCUGAGCUGUACUUGAACGUGUUGAUGCAUUAGAGGUGUUUUGAUUUGCAAGCUAUAACUGUACCGACACAUCCUGGGUGGCCACAUUAUUUCACAGUCCUGUUGUGUUGUUGCACUUUCUCUGCAAGCUUGCUCACUGUUCAUAAAAAACUGCACUUAAUGUACACUGUAGUCACUUAAACUAGUGUUCACAUAAUGAGGAGAUGCCAAAUACACUUUCUAACUUUGCCUAAAUGAGCACUCAAGGGAACACAGUGUUUGCACACAUCCAUCUAAGCAUGCAUGCUCUUAAAUCACAGCUCGUAUUUUUAAUAAACACAAAACACUUUUAUUUCAAGAGUGGUGUGUUACAGCAUUGCGCUUGCUUUGAAUUUAAAUACUUUUAAAGAGAGAAACACCUCUGAUGAUUAAUUUAAAAUGAAAAUAUUUAAAGUUUUCUUUAAAAAAAUGUAAUAAUAAUAAUAAUGAUAAUAAGUGAGGGAAUACAAAAUAAUGAUUGAAAACUGACUUGCAUACAGACAGAAUCAUGAUGUUUGUUCACAGUAACUUCCGUGUAGAAAACCCAUGCAUCAUGUACAUAGAAUAAAAUGACGUUGCACACACACUGCCUCAGCUGGUUCGUUUUUAGCCACUGAAAGAAGUCCAUCGUCGUCAAAAAAAAAAAAAAAAAAAAAUCAAUAUCAGUUUAAGUGGACGCUAUAUUUAGAAUAUUUUCAUGGAUUUACUUUGUUGUCAGACAGCCCUUUCCGACAGGAAACUGAAGCUGUUAUCUCAUAGUCACCAGGCUCCAUUCGCAAAAACAGUGAUUUUACCUCGCUGAACAUGGGAGUUAUUGGUCUACUGCUGCCUCGAACAGUUAGUGCGUAAGAUAAAGCAGUAACAAUAUUCCAAAUAUAUUCAUUCAUUUUCCAUAACUGCUUAUCCUGUUAGGGGAUGCAGGAGGCUGGAGCCUAUCCCAGCUGACACUGGGUGAGA